AUGGCAUCGUUGAAGGUUGCCGUACGGGUUCGUCCCUUCAAUCAGAGGGAACAUGAGCUCGGCGCAAAGCUCAUCGUGCAGAUGGAUGGCAAGAAGACGCGUCUGUUCAAACCAAAGCUUGGUACCGGUAAUGGCGUGCGGGGUGAUCUUGCCUCGCGAACGGCCCAGGAUCCGUUCAAUGACUUCACCUUCGAUCAUUCGUACUGGUCGGUGGACGAGCGGGAUCCACACUUCACGCCACAGGACACAGUCUUCGAGGACCUGGGCACGGAGAUCGUGGACUGCGCUUUCCAGGGUUACAACGCGUGCGUUUUUGCGUACGGCCAAACAGGCAGUGGCAAAACGUUCACAAUGAUGGGUACAGCCGAGGCGCAAGGAUUGAUUCCACGUAUCUGCCGCUCGUUGUUCGCUCGCAUGAAGCUCGGCCAAGAGGAGGGCACCGGUUUCAAGACGCAGUGUUCGUACUUGGAGAUCUACAAUGAGCGGGUGAAGGAUCUGCUAGGUCCGAGCAGUGCAGGACACGGAUUGCGCGUACGUGAACACCGAACACUUGGGCCGUACGUGGAGAGCCUGUCACAGCAUCCGGUGUCGGAUUAUGCCGAAAUUCAGAACUGCAUGAUCCAGGGCAACAUACAGCGGACGACAGCGAGCACGAACAUGAACGAUACGAGUAGUCGAAGCCACGCGAUCUUUACCAUCACGUUUGUGCAGGCACGCUACCUAAACGAUCUUCCUAGUGAAACUGUGUCCAAGAUCCACCUGGUCGAUCUGGCGGGAAGUGAGCGAGCGAACGCGACCGGUGCGACUGGCCAACGCCUAAAGGAAGGAGCACACAUCAACAAGUCACUGGUGACACUGGGCAGCGUUAUUUCGGCGUUGGCCGAGCAAACUAACCCGACCAACAACAAGCGCGUGCUGUACAUUCCGUACCGAGAUUCCAUCCUCACGUGGUUGCUAAAGGACAGUCUAGGUGGGAACAGCAAAACGAUCAUGAUUGCGGCCAUUUCUCCCGCCGAUGUGAACUACAGCGAGACGCUGAGUACGCUGCGAUACGCGAACCGAGCGAAGAACAUCAUCAACAAGCCAACGAUCAACGAGGAUCCGAACGUGAAGUUGAUUCGGGAGCUACGCGACGAGAUCUACAAGCUGAAGUUGAUGAUCGCAAGCGACAGCGGGGCAGCACUGGAGCCCCAGCUCAAAGCACUCGAGGAUCUACAGAAGAAGGAAGCACAGGAGAAGGUGCUGACCGAGGAGUGGGCGGAAAAAUGGCGCGAAGCGCAGUCGAUUCUUCGCGAGCAGCGAUCGCUUGGGCUGCGUAAGUCGGGAGUGGGCGUUGUGUUGGAUUCAGAGAUGCCACACUUGAUCGGGAUCCACGAUGAUGUCAGCACCGGUGUGACGUUAUACAGUCUGAAAGAAGGCGAGACGACGAUCGGAACGGAUGAGGCAACGUACCCGCAGGACAUAGCGCUGACAGGGAUCGGGAUUGCUCCCGAGCAUUGUCGGAUUGUGCUAGCUAACGGAAACGCUACGAUAUACCCAAAUCCCAACGCAACUUGUCUGCUGAACGCGUGCAUCAUUGAAGUACCAACGGCGAUCAGCCAGGGUGACAUACUGCUGCUUGGGCGGACGAACAUGUUCCGGUAUAACAAUCCAGCGGAAGCGGCCAAAAUGCGACAAGACAGCAACCACCAGCAGCGAUCAUCCCGUCUGGAUCUGUCGCGAUUAUCGCUAAUCGCUGCCUCGAGGGAAAAUCUGUGCGCGAGCUUCCUUAGCGACGACGACGGUGGUGGUUCCUCGCUCAACCUGUUUGGUGGGGCACCGGGUGGCGGUGUACCGUCACCACAGGGUGCUUUCCGGUUCCGGCAGUAUGCUCCGAGCCGGGAGGACGCUGAGCUGCAAGACGAGCACCGAAAGAUACUGCAAACGAUCGAGAACGCGCUGCGACAGCUGAAUCUCGAACGUUGUCGGAUGCACGAUCAGUUCAAGCACAAGAUUCGACAGUGUACGGAGGAGCUGGAGCGACUUGAAAGUACCAAGCGCGAUCGGUUGACGAUCCUGGAUUGCCGGAUCGGGGAGCUGAUGGCUCGCAAGGAGAUGGUUUUGUGGGAGCAGAGCAACGAAAAGACGCAAGUAGAUAUACUAGUGCGGCAACUGUCCGCUCUGCAAACGCAGCUGGAUACGAAGAAGCGCGACUUCUAUGAGUACGUCGCGAAAGAGCUACAGGAAUUGCAGGACUGUGGCCGGCUGGAUGAGGCGAGUAGCGAGUUGAUAAGAAAUGCACCCCAAACGGAAGACUAUUCCGAAAUCCUGCUUCAAAUAUCACGCUCGCUAGACAACUACUCCCAGCAGUACAUACGCGAGUUUGUACGCCGUAACCGUGACGAUAUCAACAAGUACGAGACGGAGCUCAGCGAAAAGGAGCAGCUCCUGGCCGAGAGCUCGCAAAAGAUUACCGAGCUGGACCAGAAGAUUCAAGAGCUGGAACAGCAGAACAAGGAAUUGCUGCAGCAACGCUCGCAACAGGAGCUGGAUCAAAUUCAGCAGAAGAAGCUUUCGAUGACGCUUAAUCUUACGCACACGAACGGCAACACGGAUGACGAAGUAGAAGCCGAGCAGGCUGGCCUCCUGUUGAUGGCGAAUCGUGGGAAUACGCUGGAAACUUGCGAUACUUUCCACACGGCCAACUCGGACUGUUCCUUCGUGUCUGCGCUUAACACGCCCGCGCUGGAUACGCUGAACCACCUGAUACCGACACCAAGCUCGACGGAAGACGGUACUGAGUCGGAAACUGGGGAUCGCGAGGACUACGAAGAGGCUACAUCGAACGGCGUGCUGCACAGUGGAUACGGCGGUGGAAUGAGCGACAGUGGCGUUAGUUUCGAAACUAAUAAGGCGAUCGAUACGGCCACUGCCUCUCUGCCGGAGGCGGAUGACAUCAUGAAUGAAGAAAACGGCCAUGGCAGGGGUAAUGGCACGGCAAAAUUGCUGUUUCAGUCGGACGAUCACUGUCUGCUAUUAGCUACCUCGUCGACGCCGAAUUCGAAAUACGGGAGCAAGAAUCUGCCGACGACCACGACCGUAAUCGUGACCGAUGCGAAAGGGCUCUUGCAGCAGUCUCCACGUGCACGCCGGAAAUCAUCCGACUCCGAGGAGGAACGCAACACGAACUCCUUGCUGACGGCGACGGGUGUACCUGGCUCUAACCGGAUGAAGCUUUCGUUGCCAAACCGAACGCGCAGCAAUAACAAAAGCAGCAGUUUGCGUACGGAAAUCUUCGACAUCCGGCACGGUGGACAUCCGCUGCGUGUGAACAGCAUCAGUAGUGGCACGGACGGAAGCCACGAAGAAGAAGAGGAAGAGGAAGAAGAGGGCCGCGAGAAUGGCAGGCGGCACGGGGAUGAAGACGAAGAACGACGGUCACGUGGGUCGUCCAUCGACAACAGUUCGAUUACAUCAUCGACGGCGAAUCUGAUCCUGUGUGAGAUGAGCCAUCUGCGAGAGAGCAUCGCUAGCAAGAAGGCUGAAAUAAUGAAAAUUCUCGAAACGAACGGCGACAAGCGGAUGCUGGACGGCAAGAUUGGCGAGCUGCAGGACUUGCAGAAACGCAUCAUCCAAUUGGAGAUAAAAAUCCAGGACGUGGAAAAGAGCUGCCUGUCGGAUGGGGAACUUCAGCUCGAUUCGAUGCGAGACAUGCCGGAGAGCUUCACCGAUAGCGACGAUAGUCGAGUGGGAAAUUCGUGCAUCUAUCCUGGCUAUCUGAGGGCACGUGAUCAAACAAGUAUCUAUGCGCCCAGCGUUACCCGUUCGCUACCGUCGAUGGAGGGAACUUAUCGUUCGGACCAUCUCAUAAACAUACCGACAUACAUCAUAAGAGGCGCAGGAAAGCAGACCCAUUAUGAGUACGAGGUGAAGAUUAACCUACCAGACGAACGGUGGACGCUCCUGAGGCGGUACAGCCGCUUCCGUGAGCUACACCUGGUGAUGAAGAAACUGUACGGUGAUAAGAUUGCCACCAUACCGUUCCCGAGGCGUGAACUGUUCGCAUCGAAUACGGAAUCAGUGGCGAAAACGCGACGUCGUCAGCUGGAAACCUACCUGCGCCUGUUGCUGGUCGUGUGUGCCAAAAUACCGCACUGUCCUAUUUACGAGGGCGAAGGACGUCCCGGGUUGAGCAAGCAGACGCUGAUCGAGUUUCAUUCCUUCUUCAAGAAAGGGCUGUUUGAAACUGGCAAGCACGGCACCGGAUAA
Anopheles nili is the source of this 4248-nucleotide messenger RNA. RefSeq names its product kinesin-like protein Klp98A (gene Klp98A). The record is from RefSeq and is a predicted model, not a curated record. Bases 1 to 4248 code for a protein of 1415 amino acids. Gene Ontology annotation, biological process: microtubule-based movement. The transcript is spliced from 8 exons. NCBI's taxonomy places the organism in Eukaryota, Metazoa, Arthropoda, Insecta, Diptera, Culicidae. Gene Ontology annotation, molecular function: phosphatidylinositol binding; microtubule binding; microtubule motor activity.